CAUACUGGAGACCCCGUUGAGAGGAUCUUUCCUCUGUAUAAAGAGAAGAUGCAGCUCAGGCGCCCCUGACAUGAUCGCAAGGAUUUACUGCUCUGCGCUUCUCUGCCUCUAACUUCAGUCUGCUGCUUCAACGCCGAGUGAUCAGGACUGUCACUGCACAACAACAACACUGACUCUAUGGGCCCAGGGACAUUUAAAUGACACGGACUUUUGCAUUGUAAUCUAUCCGAAGUGCCGGAGAGAUUCAAAGACCCGAAUGUGAGCAUCUGUUUUUCUUUCUCGUUACUUGAGACUUUGUGCGCCGCCGUUGCCGCUGUUUGGCGCAGUUCGGGUUGCAGGUGCGCGGAGAAGGAGCGUGAGGACAGAUGGCUGCGCUGACGAUACAAAGAAGUGACAACUUUUUGCACACCUUUUUACAGGACCGGACUCCCAGCUCUUCUCCAGAGGGAGCAGCGAACACCCUCUCCUUCCUGGCCACCACCUGUAGCCAGGCGUGGCAGGUGGGAAGCUCUAUGGGGUCAGAAGGUUCUCAGUUCCCCUACGAGGGCACCGUCAGCUCCACGUCAGGGAUGUUUCAGCUCUGGAGUAACGAUAUGGCUCCCAGCACUGCCCUCAGCACACACCAGAUGACCUUCACUGUGCCUAAGGUGCAGUUCCCUGGACACAUGCAGUCUGGCCUUGGCCACCAUCACCAUCAUCCCCAUCACCAUCACCAUGAGCUGCCUCUCACGCCUCCCGCUGAACCGCCUUCAUCGUACUCCUUCGAACUGUCCCCUGUUAAAGUCCUGUCCUCGCAGGCACAGGCCAGCGGCCCCUAUUACCCUCAGCACAACAGCGUUGGACAAAAUUUCUCAAACUUCCUCCAGAACUCCUCGGCCAGGCAUCACCUGCCUGGAGGCCAUGUAGAGGAAGGUCAGCAAUGGUGGAGCCUACCCCAAACCAAUGCCACCCCCACCAGUCAUCCCUUCUCUCUGGGCAGACAGCUUGUUUUGGGCCACCAGCCCCAGAUAGCCGCUCUUCUCCAGGGAACCUCGAAGGGGCUGCUGAGCUCCACGCGCCGUUGCCGACGUUGUAAAUGCCCCAACUGCCAGGCAAACAGUGGGGGGCUGGAGUUUGGAAAGAAGAGACUGCACAUCUGCCACAUCCCAGAGUGUGGUAAAGUGUACAAGAAGACCUCUCACCUGAAGGCACACCUGCGCUGGCACGCCGGGGAAAGGCCCUUUAUCUGUAACUGGCUCUUCUGUGGUAAGAGCUUCACUCGUUCAGAUGAGCUGCAGCGGCACCUCCGCACACACACGGGGGAGAAGCGCUUUGGGUGCCAGCAGUGCGGCAAGAGGUUCAUGAGGAGUGACCAUCUCUCCAAACACGUCAAGACCCACCAGACCAGGAAGAGCCGGUCUGGGCAGCCCUCACAGAGUACAGACCCUCUGCUCACCAACAUCAAGAGAGAGUGAACUCUGGGUCCAACAGUUAAAAUCUACAAUGAACAGUUAUUUACACUUGCUGUCAUGUGUUUGCACUAGAGGCUAAACAUCGAGCUCCCUAAAUAUCUCCUGUGGUCAAAACCCUAUUUUUGACUCCCAAGUUACAAAUGUUAUAGUCAUUUUAAAUAAAAGUUAAUGUGUGCAGUUUGAAAACAAGUCGCUUCCAAAGGAAACCUUGUCGGGGAGGUUGUGUGUUAUCGUGCGUUCAUUGUACUUUCCAUGAAGCCACGCAAACCGAUUUCAUUUGGACACAAACAGAUUUUAUGCCUUUAACAAUUUGUUCGUGUUUCAGCCGAUGUCAAAAAAAUCAAGCAUUUUUUUGAAAACUUCUCGAUGUACAUAUUAAGUCUGUGUGAAGGAUGCGGCAGGUCACAGGCAAACGUCCAACUUCCGUGAUAUUUUGUGCAUAUUACCAUGUUCAAAAUAAAUGAAUGCCUUAGUACAGUAAAGGGUCGCUAUACAGAUAUUAUCAUUUCUGCUCUGAACAAGAUCAGAAUGUGUUGCUGUUGGUAAUUAGACUCUUAUUCUGAAAAAUAUGAUUUGUCUGCAUCAAAGGUAUGCAUCUUUUUUGAAGUGUAAACACACGAGUCUUUGAUCUACAAAUUGUGUGUGGUCUGAAGCAGCGAUAUGAAGCACCACUUGUCAAGAUUAGCAAACGUUUUAUAAUUUUAAGUUCCUUGUAAAUUAUAUAUAAAGAUAAUUAGCAAUUUUAUCGUGGGGGUUAUGGCUGCAUGUGAAUUUUAAUAAACACCGUCCUUGCUGGAAAAAAACAAAAACAUUUGCUGUUUUUAAUGAUGUUAUUCUUUCCUCGAGUAAAUCUCUGUGUCUGACUCUGCGAGAGUGAAUGUUUUCACCUUCUUACCGGCUGAUCUGAUAAAUCGGUGAAUUUUAGAGAGUGCCAAAGAUUCGAUUACAUUCAGAGCACAAACGCUGCCCAUUGUGCUGUUGG
Solea senegalensis (Senegalese sole) is the source of this 2433-nucleotide messenger RNA. RefSeq names its product Sp5 transcription factor-like (gene sp5l). Gene Ontology annotation, biological process: regulation of transcription by RNA polymerase II. The coding region runs from base 366 to 1454 and encodes 362 amino acids. The transcript has 2 exons. The record is from RefSeq and is a predicted model, not a curated record. Gene Ontology annotation, molecular function: DNA-binding transcription factor activity, RNA polymerase II-specific; RNA polymerase II cis-regulatory region sequence-specific DNA binding. NCBI's taxonomy places the organism in Eukaryota, Metazoa, Chordata, Actinopteri, Pleuronectiformes, Soleidae.